Anolis carolinensis (green anole) is the source of this 1714-nucleotide messenger RNA. RefSeq names its product nucleolar protein dao-5. The transcript is spliced from 24 exons. The coding region runs from base 186 to 1262 and encodes 358 amino acids. NCBI's taxonomy places the organism in Eukaryota, Metazoa, Chordata, Lepidosauria, Squamata, Anolidae. The record is from RefSeq and is a predicted model, not a curated record.
GCAGAUUGAGGUGGGUUGAUUCUGGGGCAGGAUUUAAAUUCUAGGAGGCAGCAGAAAUCAGAAGAAGUGGGAGAAAGGUUGAGAACCUCUGAAACAAGUUGGCCAAGUCUAACUGAGCUCCAAGUUAGUAAAUUUGAGGAAGACCAUCCUUCAGGUCCAGACUACUCCACAGGGAAUUUGGCAAAAUGAAGACUGCUGUAGUAUGCUGGAGCCUUUUCAGCAUUACCUUUGCUUUUCCAAUUGCUCAACCACCACCUGCUGGUGCUUUGAAGAAACUAGAAAUAGAGAAGGUGGGUUCUCAUCUAGUGAACAGUGAUGCCAAGGCACAAGGGGAAUUUUAUUCUUCCGAUGGAAAUGAUGACAAGGCACAGAAGGAGGAUCCUCAUCUCGUGAGCAGUGAUGCCAAGGCACGAGAGGGCGGUCUUUCUGACCAGGUUAAAGGUGAAGAAGCAACCAAAGAAGAAUCUUUUUCUUCCGAUGGAAGUGAUGACAAAGCACAGAAGGAAUUUUAUUCUUCCGAUGGAAAUGAUGACAAGGCACAGAAGGAGGAUCCUCAUCUCUUGAGCAGUGAUGCCAAGGCACGAGAGGGCGGUCUUUCUGAUCAGGUUAAAGGUGAAGAAGCAACCAAAGAAGAAACUUUUUCUUCCGAUGGAAGUGAUGACAAAGCACAGAAGGAAUUUUAUUCUUCCGAUGGAAAUGAUGACAAGGCACAGAAGGAGGGUUCUCAUUUCGUGAACAGUGAUGCCAAAGCACGAGCGGGCAGUCUUUCUGACCAGGUUAAAGGUGAAGAAGCAACCAAAGAAGAAACUUUUUCUUCUGAUGGAAGUGAUGACAAGGCACAGAAGGAUGCUGUGGAUGUUCCUGUUCAACAUGCAGAAGCCCAGAGUUCUGCAGAUCACCUUGAAUACAGACAACUGGAACGUCGGGCAUUUUCUACUCUGAACUCACAUUUCGUAGAGUCAAGAGACAGCAACAAUUAUGAAGAGGAUUUUAUUUCUCCAACUGCAAGUGAUGACAACAAUCAACAAGAGGAUCUUAUUUCACCAAAUGCAAGUGAUGACAACAAUCAACAAGAGAUAUCAUAUGCUUUGGAUGACAAUGACAAUGCCUUCAAAUUUGUGAAUGAGCGGGCCUUUGAUGAUGGUUAUGCAGGAAAUGACGCAGAGGUUGGCGCUGAAGCUGAAUUUGUUAAUGACAGCCUUGAGAAUGUCCUGGCUAGUGUGGAUACAGAAAAUCCAGACACUCCAACUCCAGUAGCCUAAUAAGAAGCUUGUGAUCAAUAAUCCCAUUGGGGGUUUUUUGGCACUGCCUGCUACUGAUAAUAAUUCUAUUUCCAAAUAAAGGAUGUUUGCAGUUAAACUUUGCAUACAAAUCACUUCUAUUCUUUUUCUGAGCCAAAAAGGCAGGCAAGAUGGUUUUGUAUCAAUAUUUAUUCUCUGCUCUAUGGAAGAUUGAUUUUAAUCUUAACUUUAUAAAAUACCAUGUAACAGGCUUGUUACACAAGCAAAUUAGAGCCUAUGAUAUCCACUAACCUUUCUGCUGCACUAAUGUAAACUUUUUGCUACAUAAUCUCCUAUUUGAUUUUUGGGACAUAUUAAUUAUGAAGCGGUAAAAAGAGAGGCACAUGUCUGUUUAUUUGUGGACUGAACACUAUUCCACUGUGCUGUAAUUAAACAAUUUUAAUACUGCAAAUAAAAUCUGUAAUGUAGGAAAA